GUUGAAUACUUAUCAUAAUGACCAUCACUCUGCGUCCCCUAGGCAAGAACGGCCCUUUGGUCCCCGCCAUCGGCUUUGGUCUGAUGAUGAUGACCGACACCAAGUAUGGAGCCGUGCCUGAAAAGGAUGCACGGCUUGCCCUCUUGGAUCGUGCUGUCGAGAUAGGAGCUACCUUCUGGGACACUUCUGACCUCUAUGGUGAUAACGAAGAGCUUCUGGCUCAGUGGUUCAAGAGGAGCGGAAAACGCGAUCAGAUCUUCCUUGCAUCCAAGUUCGGCUACGUGAGAGGCAGCAAGACCAUGGAAAUUGAUACCUCCUAUGAGGCGUGCAAGAAUGCUUGCAACAUGACCCUGGAUACCAUGGAAAUUGACCACCUUGACUUGUACUACGUGCACAAUGUCGACACGGUCACUCCCAUUGAACAGACAAUGCGAGCCCUCGUGGAGCUGCAGACCGAAGGCAAGAUCAAGCACAUUGGAUUGUCCAUGGUAUCAUCCAAUACGCUCCGCCGGGCCGUCAAGGUCGCUCCUGUCGCCGCAUACCAGCCCGAGUAUUCCCUGUUCGAUAGGGCCAUCGAGGGCCCUGCUGGAACCGAUGUUCUGGCGACCUGUCGUGAACUCGGCAUUGCGGUUGUCUGCGCGACGCCCUUGGGUAGAGGCAUCCUCACCUCCACCUUCAGCCAGGGCGGCGCGAUCGGCGACAACACAGAUCUGCGCGGAAAGAUGCUGCCUCGGUUUCAGGAUGGUGCAAGGGAGCAUAACGCAAACCUAGCAGGCAAGAUUAAGACCAUCGCCGACAGGAAAGGCUGUAGUUUAUCCCAAUUGGCCCUCGCCUGGCUUCUAAAACAGGGGGAUGAUAUCUUCCCCAUCCCAGGCACCAGACGAGUCAAGUACUUGGAAGAGAAUAUGGGUGCCCUUGGCGUCUCCCUUUCUGACGAAGAAGAAGCAGAGAUGAGGGCUAUUGUGGACCAGGGCCAUGUUUCAGGUGGAAGUGUUCCUGAUGCUUUUGCUGCCUAUAUUUUCCGUGACACGAAGAGUGAGUGA
Messenger RNA from Penicilliopsis zonata CBS 506.65, 1043 nucleotides. RefSeq lists its product as hypothetical. The record is from RefSeq and is a predicted model, not a curated record. Gene Ontology annotation, cellular component: cytoplasm. The transcript is spliced from 4 exons. Bases 18 to 1043 code for a protein of 341 amino acids. Lineage: Eukaryota; Fungi; Ascomycota; Eurotiomycetes; Eurotiales; Aspergillaceae.